UAAGGACAACUCCGUCAGAUCCAUUCUAUGAGCUGAUAGUGAUGCAUCGAAUACAAUACAACUCCAUUUUCACUCCUUAAAACGUGAAAAACAUUCUUCAUUUCUCCACUGGAGCAAUAACACAAACGUCUCAUCUACUUCAACCCUUUCACGGCGCAUACGCAACGCAAUCACCACCCUCUCCUGCACUGUUCGUCACCGUGGAUUCCGAUCCACACGAUUUGCGUGACAGUAAACAAUUGCACCCCUCAUGCUUCGCAGAUCCCUCUUUCUUCCCUUCAUCUUCCACUUGUUGUUAUUGUUCCGGUAUGCGGAUCCUGCUCCGAAUUGCACUCGGGAUAGCUCCCUCGUCGAUUCGGAGUCCCAGUUCGAAAUGGUUCAGCACCAGCUUCGAGGAUCUCUCAAAAUCACCAACGAUUGCUCCUUUAGGGUUUCUCAAUUUGACUUGCUUCCCGGUUCCGACGUCCACUGGUGGGGUGCGCAGGGUACUGGUUUCGAUAAUCUCACCAAAGGAUUUAUUGUUUCCAACGACGGAUUGAACGGAACCUAUAAGAACUCCACCUUAGAUGUGCAUUUGCUGAGUAAUGUUACGUGGAGCAUGAUCGACGUCCUCACCGUCUGGGAUCGCACCGCCGCUUCUGAUUUCGGGCACGUCGUGCUUAGCAAGGACGCUCCGGCGAAGCCACCUCCGACGGUGUUCGACAAUUGUAAGGUUUUGUCGAAGAAUUUCAGGUUGAGGUGGAGUUUGAAUGUGUCUGAGGAUUCUCUUGAAAUUGGGUUGGAGGCUGCGAUUGGUAUCACCGAUUACAUGGCUUUUGGUUGGGCUAACCCCCGUGCUGAUGACUCUGAUCUCAUGAUUGGUGGCGAUGUUGCCGUCGCAGGGUUUAAGGAAGAUGGUGCACCCUUUGUGGAUGAUUUUUUCAUUACGAAGUAUAGUGAAUGUGUGAAAAAUGAUGAUGAAGUUGCUCAUGGGGUUUGUCCUGAUUCAGUUUAUGAAGGGCAUGAAGGGGUGGGUUUAGUAAACAGUUCAAUGUUGGUUUAUGGGCAUAGGAGCGAUGGGGUGUCCUUUGUUAGAUACAGAUGGCAUUUGACUAAGAAUCACGGGGCUGUAAAUUAUGGUCAUUUGGUUUUGAAUGUCUCGGAGCAUGUGAAUGACUGUAUUGGACCCUUGGAUGCUGAAGAUAAAGAAGAUCAAGGCGUCAUCAUUGCAGAUGGCAAUAAUCCGCUGGUGGUAUCUUCGGCUCCGGCAAUGCAUUACCCCAACCCUCCAAAUCCCGCAAAGGUUCUUUACAUCAACAAAAAGGAAGCUCCUGUUUUGAGAGUGGAAAGAGGGGUGCCAGUCAAGUUUUCCAUCCAAGCUGGGCAUGAUGUUGCACUUUAUAUUACUUCAGAUCCGCUUGGUGGAAAUGCAACGAUGAGGAAUCAGACUGAGACUAUUUAUGCUGGAGGUCCAGAGGCCCAUGGAGUUCAAGCCAGUCCUACAGAAUUAGUUUGGGCUCCUGACAGGAACACUCCUGAUAACAUCUACUACCAUUCAUUGUAUGACCAGAAAAUGGGUUGGAGGGUUGAGGUCGUUGAUGGGGGUUUAUCAGAUAUGUAUAAUAACAGUGUGAUUUUGGAUGAUCAACAGGUUACCUUCUUUUGGUCGUUGUCAAAGGAUUCCAUAUCUAUUGCAGCUCGUGGCGAGAAAAAAAGUGGUUAUCUUGCCAUAGGAUUUGGAAGUGGAAUGGUGAACAGCUAUGUGUAUGUGGGUUGGGUGGAUGAUACUGGUAUUGGACAGGUAAACACUUACUGGAUUGAUGGAAAAGACGCUUUAAGUCUGCAUCUUACGCGGGAGAAUUUGACACAUGUGAGGUGUAAAACAGAAAAUGGCAUCAUUACUUUGGAGUUUACGCGUCCCUUGGACCCAUCUUGUAGGUGGGAAAAGAGGGUAGAAUGUAAAAAUAUUAUUGAUCCCACAUCUCCACUCAAAGUUGUUUGGGCAAUGGGUGCUAAAUGGACUAAUGCUCAUCUUACUAACAGGAAUAUGCAUUCUAGUACGAGUAAUAGGCCCAUCCUUGUUCACCUGCUGCGUGGAUCAGCUGAGGCGGAGCAGGACUUGCUUCCGGUUUUAGCUGUGCAUGGAUUUAUGAUGUUUGUUGCUUGGGGUAUCCUGUUUCCUGGAGGAAUAUUGGCAGCCAGAUACUUAAAGCAUCUUAAGGGUGAUGGAUGGUACCGGAUUCAUGUUUAUUUGCAAUACUCGGGGUUAAUAAUUGUUCUACUUGCCCUUCUUUUUGCUGUGGCUGAGCUUAGGGGUUUUUAUGUCAGCUCGACACAUGUUAAAUUUGGAUUUACUACUAUAUUGUUGGCCUGUAUACAGCCAGUCAAUGCAUUCCUAAGGCCUCAAAAACCAGCAAAUGGGGAGCAGGCACCCUUCAAGAGGGUUAUUUGGGAAUAUUUUCACGCAAUUGUUGGUAGAUGUGCCAUUGUUGUUGGCAUUGCUGCACUUUUUACUGGUUUGAAGCAUCUAGGAGACAGAUACGAUGUGGAAAAUGUCCAUGGACUCAGUUGGGCUUUGGCAAUUUGGUUCUCAAUUGUUGCAUUGAUUGUUUUUUAUUUGGAAUACCAUGAAAGGCAGCGAAUAAGGCGGCAGAUACUUGAAAGAAGCAAUUGGGUGCUUGGUAACGUUGAGGACGAUGAUUCACUUGAUCUCUUGAGUCCAACAAGAACAACCGCAAAUAAAGAGUUACUACCUUCUUCUAGAAUGGAAGUUCAGUUAGAACCUUUGAACAGAUAAAGUUGAAGUUGCAUUCUUUAAGUUCUGAUACAAAGUUGCCAUUCUAGCCCACUUUUUGCAAAUUUUUUAUUUAAUGUGAGCCGGCAUUCUUCUUUGCUAGAAUGAGGCCUUUUCUGAGGUGAAAAGGGAGGGAAUUACUUUUCAAUAUCUUUUUUCAACAUAUGUUGCUUUCUAAUUUCUAGGAAGAGUAUCUUUCCUGCAGCAUAUAUUUCAUAUACUGAUACAUCUUCAACAGAUUAGGUUAUAUUGAUUCUUCACUCCAGUGACUACACUAUUUCUUUUACUACUUCGUUAAAAAGUAGAAGAAAUUGAACUUCACGAGGUGAAAAUUUUUAUGUUGAUCUUUGUAGGUUCUGUAUGGUUAGUUUGACAGUAUCAUAAUAGAUGAUUUCAGACAUCGAAUGCUAUAUGGCCAAAGGCAUUGUUGUAAAUUAUGAGAUUCAGAAAGUUAAUACAUUAUUUUUUCUUGUCCAUAAUG
Messenger RNA from Vigna angularis (adzuki bean), 3254 nucleotides. RefSeq names its product cytochrome b561, DM13 and DOMON domain-containing protein At5g54830. The coding region runs from base 251 to 2776 and encodes 841 amino acids. The record is from RefSeq and is a predicted model, not a curated record. The transcript is spliced from 2 exons. NCBI's taxonomy places the organism in Eukaryota, Viridiplantae, Streptophyta, Magnoliopsida, Fabales, Fabaceae.